GGCCAACUGGAUAGAUUUUCCAGCCAGAACGCGAUCGCACGCCAUAUUGGCAAGCCCGAGCAUGGUCGCCGCCCACGCCGCCGCCGAGGGCACCGCAGGCGAAGCAACCAAACAAGAGACGCCGACGCCGACAACGGUAGCGCCGUCGAGUACGGCAACGACUGCGCCGAACACGAAUAGAACCUGCUCUGGCCCCCCGUGCCUUUGGACGUCCAACCUCAUUGCCUGCCCCGGUGGUCCCGCGCCAAAAGACGUGCUCAUCUUCUGCCCGCAGCUGGAGUCGGUGCCGGACAACUGCUGCAAGGUCGACUCCAUGAGGCCGCUCAACGGCAACGGGUCGUCGCACAACCAAACCAUCAGAUUUACGUGCAAGGGCGAACUCUGGAUGCCGGACAGCCCGUCGAUCGCAUGUCUGCCAACGACCGCGACCGCGACGGAGACGACAGCGCCGACGGCCGCAGCGACGAAGGGGCCGGCGACACCGACGUCAGAGUCGUCGUCCAACACCGGUGCGAUCGUCGGGUCGAUCGUUGGCGUUGUCGCGCUGGUCGCGGUCGUCUUCUUUGUCAUGUACCAGCGCAAGAAGAAGCGCGCGGUGCGGUCGCCCGACUUUCCCGACCACCAGGACUCGUACCUCGGCAUCGACUCGGUGGACGGCGCGCCCAAGGCCAUCAAAGCGUCGUCGCCGCCGCCGGCCACGUCGGCGACCACGUCGACGUCGACGGUGGUCGCGGAGCCCAAGCCGAGACACACGGAGUCGCUCCUCACGCAGCUCUCGCAGCGCGACGACCUCAAGCCGCUCUGGAUGGACAUUGAGACGCUCAAGACAUCGGCGAUCAAGGGCGGGCACAACCUCUUUAGCUGCAACGUGCGCGGGCAAAAGGUCGCGCUCAAGGGCAUGGACUACCCGACCGCGUCCGUCGAGUCGCGCGCCGAUUUCAUUCGGUCGAUCCACGACGUCUGCAAGGUGCAGUCGCUGUCCAUUACGUCCAUCUCGGGCGUCUGCCUCAUGAACUUCCAGACGCGGCUCUGCGCCGUGUCCGAGUUUAUGGAGAAGGGCGCGCUGAGCGCUGCGCUCCUCGACGCGACCCUCGUCCUCUCCAACGACCAGAAGCGCGCGAUGGCGCUCUCGCUGGCCACGGGCUUGGCGUACCUCCACGAGUCGCACCAGAUUGUGUUUGGCCACCUCACGAGCGAGAAGGCGCUCGUCAACGCGCACCUCGAGUGCAAGCUCAACGUCUUCGAGCUCAUGAAGCGCGAGUACCUCGACACGCGGCCGUGCAAUACGACGUUCGGCGCGUUCGAAGUUCCGUACCAAGCGCCCGAGCUCCGCGCCUUGUCGCCGCCCACGACGACGAUGGCCACCGACGUGUAUGCGCUCGGUGUGCUCGUCGCAGAGAUCUUCACGCGCGACCGGCCGUGCAAGGCGCUGUACGCAGAGAAGGGUCUCGUCGCUGGCGACCUGUACCUCUACGCCCACGUCGAGACGCCGGCCUUUGACCUCGCGGCGCUCCCGUCCAGCGUUGCCGAGAUUGUGCGCCAGUGCUGGCACACCAACCCCGCAAAACGCCCCCGCAGCAGCGCGGUCGUUGCAGCGCUCAAGUAGGAUCUUGCUUUGAGUCCAUCAAUAACGAAUGUGUUUAUACGAG
Molecule: messenger RNA, 1649 nt
Organism: Saprolegnia parasitica CBS 223.65
Lineage: Eukaryota; Oomycota; Saprolegniomycetes; Saprolegniales; Saprolegniaceae
Product: serine/threonine protein kinase
Exons: 1
Coding region: 62-1606 (514 amino acids)
Biological process (GO): protein phosphorylation
Molecular function (GO): protein kinase activity; ATP binding
Source: RefSeq, a predicted model, not a curated record